Molecule: messenger RNA, 1216 nt
Organism: Polistes dominula (European paper wasp)
Lineage: Eukaryota; Metazoa; Arthropoda; Insecta; Hymenoptera; Vespidae
Product: bridging integrator 3 homolog
Biological process (GO): actin cortical patch localization; plasma membrane tubulation; endocytosis
Cellular component (GO): actin cytoskeleton; cytoplasm
Molecular function (GO): protein binding; lipid binding
Source: RefSeq, a predicted model, not a curated record
CGCAGAGUAGUAUGUACUGUGUAGGUUAGAAGAGUGUCUCGUAAGAUUUGUACAAAAAGAUAAAAAAAAAAAACAAGUGGAAGGAAUUUAUCGAUUGCUAAGACGUCAUCUAUUACAAAUUCGAGAAAAUAAUGUCAAUCGAUUAUAAAUGCAACGUUAAUUGUAUACUUGUGCGUGAAAAAUGUGAAAGUAUGAAAGAAAAGAUAAUCUUGAAUCUUAUCGGUUUCCAAUUGCGAUAACGAGAACGAUAAACAUCUCCAAAUGUUUCGGGUUAUCGAAGAAUUUAACAUCGAAAUUCCAUUGUCGCCGCGUCAUAUUCGUGUGAACGAAAAUUUCAUCUUGAGAAGAAUUUAAAAUAUGAUGAUAACCUCAUUUUGUCAAGAUUUAACAUGACGUGGAAUCCGCUGAAAAAAAAUCAUUUGACAUUAAGACCAAGUCCAGCACAACCUCUACUCUCUCAUGCAGAGGAUAGAGAACUGGAUGUUGCAGUACAGAGAUUGAUCUAUGUUGAGGAUACGAUAAGAAAGUUAACGAAAGAAAUGAAGAAGUAUCUCCAAGCUGUAGUUAACUUGGACAGAGCAGAUCAACGUUUGAGCAUGAAUUUAACUACUUGUGGUUUAACUCAUAUCAGUGAUGAAUUUAGAAGAAUUGUCGAAGAGUAUCAUUCAAUAACUACCCAGGUCGGUAAAACUGUACAAGAAAUGGCAGCAUUGUGUCACAAAACAUUUAUAGAUCCAUUAAAAAAGUUACGAGAUGAAUUUGCAUUGAUUGCCGCAGCUAUAGCUAAGAGAGAAGAAUUGGUAACAGCAUGGAAAUAUUCUUACAAUCGUGUUAAAAAGUUACAAGAAAAGAAAGAUAGAACGGCAAGUCAUAUUGCCAAAUUGGAGAGAGAACGUAGAAUAGAGGAAGCAGCUGCUAAAGAAUUGAAAACAUUGCAUGCUCAAUUACUUAUUGAUUUACCAAUGUUUCUCGACAAAAGACUGGAAUAUAUCAAACCGAGUAUACACGCUCUGAUAAUGAUACAAUUAGAUUAUUACGGUAACACAACAGGACUUUUUACACAAUUGAUGCCUGUACAUAAUCCUUCUGAAUCUCCUAACGGUACUAUACCAGAAGAAGAAUAUCAACAAUCGAUUAAUAGUCAAAUUAAUAGAAUAAGAGGAUUAACAAUUGUGAAAGAUCAUUAAUGUUGAUGAUGUUCUUUUUUUUUUUUUUA